Lycium barbarum (goji berry) is the source of this 720-nucleotide messenger RNA. RefSeq names its product putative receptor-like protein kinase At5g39000. The record is from RefSeq and is a predicted model, not a curated record. Gene Ontology annotation, molecular function: protein kinase activity. The annotation marks the transcript as partial. The transcript has a single exon. NCBI's taxonomy places the organism in Eukaryota, Viridiplantae, Streptophyta, Magnoliopsida, Solanales, Solanaceae.
ACAAACUCACCAUUCUGUCAUAACACCACCACGGGAACCAUUGCUCUAAUUUCCUUUCUCUUCUUACAUCUCAUAACGACCACCAUAUCUGCCACGUCACCAUACAACGCCACAGUCUAUUUCUUGCUCAACUGUGGUGCUCUAUCAGCCACCACCGACGAAAUUGAUAACCGUCGAUGGGACACUGAUAACCACUACCCAAAAUUCUUACCUCGGAAUUCUUCAACCAUCUCCACAACAUCCAGACCUUCCGAACAAGACCCUUCGGUCAACAGAGUUCCUUAUAUAACUGGCGCCCGUAUUAUAAAAUCUCCCUUCACCUACACUUUCCCUGUCUCACCAGGCACCAAAUUCCUCCGUCUCUAUUUCUACCCGGCCGAUUACCCUGGUUACAACAAAUCUAAAUCUUUUUUCUCCGUCACAGCUAAUCAUUUAACUCUCUUGAGUAACUUCAGUGCUUUCCUCACAGUCUCCGAUAGUAAUAGUUCUAGUAAAGCACUUCAAAAAGAAUAUGUCAUCAAUGUUGAUGAAACUCAGAUUCUCAAUAUCACUUUUUCUCCUUCACCAAACUCUUAUGCUUUUGUUAAUGGGAUUGAGAUACUUUCCAUGCCAACUGAACUUUACAUCCAUGGAGACGUCAAACUGGCGGGGCAGAUAUCUAAUCCUAAUUAUUACAUUGAUAAUAACACUGUUCUUGAGAAAUUGUACAGGCUUACUUAA